This is a messenger RNA of Syngnathus acus (greater pipefish), 2380 nucleotides long. RefSeq names its product activin A receptor like type 1 (gene acvrl1). Gene Ontology annotation, biological process: protein phosphorylation; dorsal/ventral pattern formation; transforming growth factor beta receptor signaling pathway. The transcript has 10 exons. Gene Ontology annotation, cellular component: BMP receptor complex; plasma membrane. Bases 444 to 1955 code for a protein of 503 amino acids. Gene Ontology annotation, molecular function: transforming growth factor beta receptor activity, type I; SMAD binding; ATP binding. The record is from RefSeq and is a predicted model, not a curated record. Lineage: Eukaryota; Metazoa; Chordata; Actinopteri; Syngnathiformes; Syngnathidae.
CUGUACUGUGGCAAAAAAAAAAAAAAAAUGUUAUCUUGCCUUUUGAUCACGGUCAAAGACAUCAGCAAAAGGCAUGGAACAGAACUUGUUUUAGCAGCCCUCGCAGGGUCGCUGGAGAGCAGGCUUGCUCCGGGCUGCUCGUUUUGGGUUGUGUUUGUCAUCGUAGAUUUGAAACGAGAUCCGAGAUGAGAUAAUCUCACACACUGCAGCGACUGCGUCCUCGAUUGACGGACCAUUUGGAGAAAAAACAAACAAACAGCAGUUUUCGGGGGGUUACUUUGUCCACGAACGCCGAGCAAGGAUGCAAGUUAUCUUUGAGUUGAAUAUCUUCAAGUGAGCUUUUUUCGCGGAGCUCUUUUAAACGGGAGACAAGACACUUGAAGUGGACAUGGAAGACGUGCGAUGUUCACACGCGUCACGUUAAAAGGAGCUCCGAUAACAGGAUGGACGGCUCUCUUGGCUUCACAUUGGUACUGGUCGGCCUGUUGCUGUUGACGUCUGCUCGCCACGCAGAUUCCGAGGAUGACGGGAAGCUGCUAUGCAUGUGCGAGAACGCCAAAGGCACAUGCGUGAACGACACCUGCAGGGGUGACGUCUGCUUCUACACGUGGGUGCAAGGCCAUGAAGAGAAAGGUUGCUUCUCCAACCAUGACUACAGGGAGCAGUGCUUCACCUCCUUUGAGCGCUUCCACGUCUACUGCUGCCGGGAGAGCCGCUGCAACGCCGCUGCGACGCCGCCUCCAAACAUCAAUGGCGAGACGAGCACAGUGGCGCCGCUGCAGCCCCGCCCGGAGCUGUGGAUCACGGCGGCUCUGCUACUCUUCGUCACGGCCGCGGGCUUGUGCGGCCUGCUGAUCUUUUUGCGCUUGCGCCGCGCGCACGUCCGCCUCAAAAAUGCGGACGAGCACGACAUCAGCAUGCUGAAGGUCCCCAACGGAGAAGAUCCCACUUACGGGGGUAUUUAUGAUGAGUUCUGCACAUCGGGAAGCGGGACCGGCCUGCCCUAUCUGGUCCAAAGGACAAUGGCCAGGCAAAUCUCGCUUGUGGAAUGUGUUGGCAAAGGCCGGUACGGGGAGGUGUGGAGGGGAACUUGGAUGGGGGAGAACGUCGCCGUCAAGAUCUUCUCCUCCCGAGACGAGCAGUCCUGGUUCCGAGAGACGGAGAUCUACAAUACCGUGCAGCUUCGGCACGACAACAUCUUGGGUUUCAUCGCCUCCGACAUGACGUCCAAGAAUUCCAGCACCCAGCUGUGGCUGGUCACCCAUUUUCACGAGCUGGGUUCGCUCUACGACUUCCUGCAGUACGGCAGCUUGGAGCCCGAGAGCUGCCUGAAGAUGUGCCUGUCGGUGGCGUGCGGCCUGGUCCACCUCCACACCGAGAUCGUCAGCUCCCAGGGCAAACCCGCCAUCGCCCACCGAGAUUUGAAGAGCAGAAACAUCCUGGUGAAGAGAAACGGCCAGUGCUGCAUCGCCGACCUGGGUCUUGCUGUGAUCCACUCCCAGUCCAACGACUACUUGGAUGUGGGCCACAACCCUCGCGUGGGGACCAAACGCUACAUGGCACCCGAGGUGCUGGACGAGAGCAUUCGAAUGGACAUCUUUGAGUCCUACAAGCAAACGGACAUCUGGGCCCUGGCUCUGGUCUUCUGGGAAAUUUCCCGCAGAACCACCGUCAACGGGAUUGUGGAAGAGUACCGUCCUCCCUUCUUUGACCUGGUGCCCUCCGAUCCCAGCUUUGAAGAGAUGAAGAAAGUGGUGUGCGUGGACCAGCAGAGGCCCACCUUGCACAACCGGCUGCACUCCCACCCGAUCAUGUCGUCCAUCGUGAAGAUCAUGAAGGAGUGUUGGUUCCAGAACGCACCGGCCCGCCUCACAGCACUGCGUGUGAAGAAGACCCUCUCCAAACUGGACCUGCCCGCUGACUUCAGCAUCAAGAAACUCAAACAGGACUUCUAGACUUGAAGAAGCUUGACGGGAUUUUUUAGGCUACUUUGCUGUUGGCACGGUGGCGAAUAUCAUUUGUGUAUUUUCACUUGAUGACUCACUUACUGCAUUUUAUUUACACAAUAGCCUUUUUUUUUUUUUGCGGUAGUGUCUAGACUGUCUUGCGCCGAAGGCUAUUUAUCUUCCCCCUGACCAGUUUCCAAAAAAAUCCAAAGAAGAGAAACAGAGAAAGACUUUUGCAAUGAAUAAGAAUGACGACGCUUCACAUAGCAGCAGCACAAUGCUUGUUCUGUAAGCACUUUUUCACUUUUUUAGCUGGAUGAAUGUCGUUGUGAGUAUACGGCAUACAAAACACAAGUAUUGAUCCAAAUUACUUUUCUCCAACAGUGUAUCAUUUACAUCUGUUAUGUAUUUCGAAUUAAACUUUUUUUAUUCAA